Messenger RNA from Pundamilia nyererei, 1671 nucleotides. Lineage: Eukaryota; Metazoa; Chordata; Actinopteri; Cichliformes; Cichlidae. The record is from RefSeq and is a predicted model, not a curated record.
AUGGACGCUGCAGCCAGACCGCUCAUAGGUUUGUUACCUGUUGAAGUUCGGGGUCUGGCUGCUGGACUGGGUUGUGACACCAGCAGCAAGAAGUAUGGUCAUCCUCAGAAGUGUCUGUCGGUGCUCGCCUCUCUGCAGCUCGGUGAUGCUGCUGUGUCUGCUGUGCAGUCUGAGCUCAGCAGAAGAGCAUCCAGCAGCAGCCAGUCUGUGAGGACUGGCUUCAUCGGGGAUGAGGUCCUCCUGCCUUGCAUCUGCUCUAACCAGCUGUCCGAGCCGGUCACCGCCUUCUGGAGGGACAAGGAUGACAAAGUUGUAUUGGACAUCAUCAACAGCAGACAGGAUAAAAUAGAUGCAAAGUUCACAGGUCGAGUGUUCAGCUUCCCAGACUAUUACAAGAACGGAAACCUUUCCAUCCUCAUAAAGGAUCUGAGGAUGGACGAUGCCGGCCCAUACGAGUGCGACAUCCCCAAAGUGGACUAUCAGGUCAAGAUGACUCUGAAGGUCACAGAGAAACCCACAUCACACGGUGCAACAGUAACCUCCUUCAGCCACCACCUGGUUCUCCUCUCUGCUCCUCUGUUUGUGCUUUUCUGCUCUUUAAAGUUAAUGCCAGGGCUGGACUGCCCCGCUGUCCUCUUCACCAUCUUCAUCAUCAGCUUUGACAAAGUGAGCAUUCUGGAUGUCUGCACUCCGGCUGGACAUGACGUCCUGCUGCCCUGCAUCUGCUCCGAGCUGCAGCGUUUAUCUCAGAGGUUUGAGGUUCUUUGGGAGGACAGAGAAGGCAGAAUCCUGUUGGACAUCACUGAUGGCAACACAGAUGUUUGCUUUCAACAUCAGACUUUUAGAGGGCAGGUUCAGAGCUUUCCUCAUCUGUACAUAGAGGGAAACGUCUCUGUCCUCCUGAAGAGCAUCCAGAUAUCAGACAGCAAUUUGUAUAAGUGCAUCAUCCCACAGAUGGACUUCAAGGUCAUCGAGGUCACUGUGUCAGGUUGGUCGCACUCAGACUCCUCCCACAGCUCAGACAAACCUGUGUUUUACGUCAUCGAUGGCAUGCUAUCUGCUGAGUAUCAGGACCAGAUGUUCACAGGUCGAAUACUGAGUUUUCCUGAUCAGUACAAAGAGGGAAACUUCUCCAUAAUUCUGAAGAACAUCCAGCUGUCAGAGAGUGGCUCCUACGACUGCUUCAUCUCAAUGGUGGGCUUAGUUCACCUCAUCGUGUCAGCCAGCAGCCAGUCUGUGAGGACCGACUUCAUCGGUGGUGAGGUCCUGCUGCCCUGCGUCUACUCUGAAAAGCUGUCCGAGCCGGUCACUGCCUUCUGGAGGGACAAGGAUGACAAAGUUGUGUUGGACAUCAUCGAAAGCAAAGAGCAUAAAAUAGAUCCAAAGUUUAAAGGUCGUGUGGUCAGCUUCCCAGACCAAUACAAAACUGGAAACCUCUCCAUCCUCAUAAAGGGCCUGAGGGCGGACAACGCCGGCCCGUACGAUUGCAACAUCCCCAAAGUGGACUAUCAGACCAAGAUGACUCUGAAGGUCACAGUGAAACCUGCUGUUAAAAUAACGACUCCACAUCCUGAGCCUCCUACGACUCGUGGUGCAGCAGUGACGACCUCCAAACACCACCUUUCUCUCCUCUCUGCCCCUCUGUUUGUGCUCUUCAGCUCUUUAAAGUAG